UUUCAAUUUUGACAAUUCGAAAAUUAGAUUUUAAAAACCAGUAUCAUAGGAAAAAUGAGUAAACAAGCUUCAAAUAAAAUAAAAUCUUGUGCUGGAAAGGAGAGUUUUGAACGUAUGAAUUACUUGCACCAGAUUAGUCAAAGAGUUUUAAAUUUUAGUCCAGUUGCAUCAGCUUAUUAUGGAAAUUUAAUGAUGAACAUUGCUAAAAGAGGUGUUCUUAGAAUAGAUCCUCAUGUAAAGAGAACUCUUUGCCGCCGAUGCCGAUUACCUUUAAUAAUAGGACAAACUUGUAAAGUUUCUGUAAGCAAAAAAGACAAAAUGAUGUAUCACAGGUGCACAAAAUGCUUUUACCUUCGAAAAUAUCCAAUUAAUAAAGAUCAUAAAUUGCACACAGAUAACAAAGAAUACAUUGUGGAAGUUUUAGAUUACGGUCAAACAAAUGAAUCUGUUCAAAAUGUAAAUAAUUAA
Ctenocephalides felis (cat flea) is the source of this 468-nucleotide messenger RNA. It is a transcript of the gene Rpp21, whose product is annotated as ribonuclease P protein subunit rpr2. The record is from RefSeq and is a predicted model, not a curated record. NCBI's taxonomy places the organism in Eukaryota, Metazoa, Arthropoda, Insecta, Siphonaptera, Pulicidae. Bases 55 to 468 code for a protein of 137 amino acids. The transcript is spliced from 3 exons. Gene Ontology annotation, biological process: tRNA processing. Gene Ontology annotation, cellular component: nucleolar ribonuclease P complex.